Molecule: messenger RNA, 4711 nt
Organism: Eriocheir sinensis (Chinese mitten crab)
Lineage: Eukaryota; Metazoa; Arthropoda; Malacostraca; Decapoda; Varunidae
Product: MAM and LDL-receptor class A domain-containing protein 1-like
Exons: 19
Coding region: 155-2782 (875 amino acids)
Cellular component (GO): membrane
Source: RefSeq, a predicted model, not a curated record
UUCCCUCCCUCACGCCGGCCAGACAUCCCUUCCGGCGGCGUCACCAGGUAGAGAGAGACUCGCAAACACCUGGACGCACACCUCACCUCACCUGACUCACCCGGCGCACACCUUGACCUUCCCUCCUGAGCCGUCGAGCGCAAUCUAAUCAAGAAUGCGUUGGUGGCAGGCGUGGGCGGCGGCGGCGGGGGUGGUGGUGGCGGUGAUGCUGGCAGCGACGACAGCGGUGCCUCCUCCUGCGGGCGUUCUUCAGCACCAUGAGCCCGCGGAGGCCGAGGCGGAGGAGGAGCCGGUGCUGGCGCGGACCAAGAGACAGCAGCCCACCGACCCGGAGAACGCAGUCGAGGAGGAGAAGGAGGCGGAGGAGGAGGCGGUGGAGGUGCCUAUCCCGCCACCGCCACCACCAACACCACGGCCGACGAGCCCUCCCCGCCAAGACCGCCCAAGGCCCGCGCUGCGCCCCUUCCCCCCCGCCCGGACAGACCAGGGCAGGCGGGGGCGGCAGGAGAGCGAGGCCGCCCCUGAAGAUUCUGAAUUGUGUGACUUCGGCAGCAGCCCAACCCAGUCUCUGUGCGAGUGGACCAACCUGGAUGUGACGCAGCUCAAGUGGCAACCGUCCACGGGGGAGAGCGCCUACUGGGUGGGCGGGCCGAGCGUCGAUGUGUCCUACGGCGACAGCCAGGGCGGCUACGCGGUGUUCGAGACGUCCCAGGUGCCAGUCAGGGUGAUCGGCCAGUCCCCCUUCGAGUCGGCGAUGCUGAUGUCCCCCAUGAAGGAGUCCACGGGGGCCAAGGGCAUGUGCGUCAAGUUCUGGUACUCCAUCGCCGGCCUCAGCCCCGACAGGAUCCGCGUCUUGCUGCACCCGAUGGCGGACAACAUGAGCGUGAGCGUGCCCGUGGACGAGGCAAUGCAGGGCUACGACGGCAGCGAGGACGUGGUGCUGUGGGAGGCGCGGGACAUGACCAACGGGGAGUGGAAGGAGGGCCAGAUCGUCUACACCUACGGAAAGAAGCAUUCGGUUAUCUUCGAGGCCAUACCUGUGGACAGCGGGGACAGCAGUCGGCGCUUCAGGGGCUACGUGUCUCUGGAUGAGCUGUCGUUCACGCCGUCCAAGGAGUGUGGGGCGUUCUGCACCUUCGAGGGCGGAACGUGUGGGUGGACGCAAGACACCAACGAUGACUUUGACUGGAAGUUGAGCCGCGGCAGCCUCAACCCCAGCACCGGGCCGCCGCGAGACCGCUCCUCCUUCGCCAACGGGGGCAUGAUGGGCGGCUACGCUUUCAUCGACUCCAGCUUCCCUCGGCGCCCCGGAGACACGGCGAGACUCAUGAGCCAGGAGUUCCAGGGCACCGACCCGGACCGGCCGCUGUGCAUGCGCUUCUGGACCCACAUGUACGGGAACGGCAUUGGGUCGCUACGUGUGGUGAUCUACGACGUGAACACCGCCCAGGACACCAUCAUUUGGAAGAUCUCCGGCGAGGCGGGGAACGCGUGGUACCAGGGUCAGGUGCCCAUCUCCUCACCCUCCCCCUUCAAGAUCGUGUUCGGGGGCGAGGUGGGCGCCAACAACCUCGGGGACAUCGCUAUUGACGACAUCUCCAUCAUCCAGGGCGCGUGUCCUAGUGCACCUCAAGUGGCGGCCGGCCAGACUGGUGACUGUACCUUCGAGGUGGACGAGUGUGGCUGGGUAAGUCCGGGCCCUCGCGAGCGUCUGGACGAGAUGGACUGGGUGAGGACGGUGGCCGCCGACAACCGCGCCCCGCAGCGGGACCACACUCUGGGCACACUACAAGGGUUCUACAUGACGCUGCCGCGGGGCUCCGUGCAGCGCGGCGGGGACCGGGCGUGGCUGGUGUCCCCCACCAUGAAGGGCUCCGAGGACGCCAUGUGCCUCGCCUUCUGGUACUUCAUGUACGAGCCGUUCAUUGACCCGUCCGGGCCGUCCCUCGGGUCGCUGCUGGUGCACGAGCGGUACGAGAGUCAGGAGGGCGACAUCGUGACGCGGCCGCUGUGGUCCCUCAAGAACCACCAGGGACCCAACUGGAUAUACGGCCAGGCCAGGCUGCAGAACGACCAAGACUUCGUGGUGGUGUUCGAGGGGAUGUGGGGGAGCAGCCGCGCCAACGGGUUCAUGGCGCUGGACGACAUCACGAUCUUCCGCGGCGACUGUUCAACCUUGCCGCCGAAGGGAAGCACAUCCGGCGGCGACUGUUCCUUCCAGCACAGCGCCUGCCAGUGGAAGAACAUCACCUCGGACUCCGACUUCCGCUGGACCACCGCCUCCAUCUCGCGCCGCCCCGCCAACCUCCCCGACCACACCUUCGGCGGCCCCAUCGGCUACGCAUACUUCGACGUCUUCAACCAGAACGCGCGGCCGCAGACCCUCAGCCUGCUCUCCCCGCCGCUGGACAAGAGUGAGGACAACGCGCCCGUCUGCCUCACCUUCUGGUACGCCUACUUCGGCGCCUCGGACACCACGCGCCUCAAGGUGGUGCGCGAGUCCUACGAUCGCGGCGCGGCGGACGAGGCCCAGCGCUUCGGCGGGGCCAUUGUGCUGUGGGAGUUAGUGGGCAACCUCGGACGGCAGCGACCAGAGUGGCAGUUCGGGCAGGUGGAGGUGGACGCCUCGGCCGACUACCGCGUCUCGCUGGUGGGCAUGGCGAGCAACGGCGGCUUUGCUAUCGACGACAUCAAGAUAUUCCCAGGAUCUUGCAGCUUGAGACCUGAGAACGCAGACCCCUCAACGGGAGCCACAACGGACGAGCUUCCCAUGGACAUCUAGACCCGCUCCGCCCUGCCAAGACCCCGAGACCCCGCCCCGCCAUGACCCCGCCCCGUUAGCCACUGCAAGGAGGGUGACCGGCGUGACAUGGAGAGGACUGACGGGGCGGGCCGCGGCGACGACGAUCCAGGCCCAUGUCUUCACGUUCUUCAUUUGUUUUUUUUAUCACUGAUGUGCAAUAAGAGUUAAUGCAGUGAUGGUGUAGUGUAGAGUAGCACAGCACAUCUUUUUUUAUCACUGUACUGAGACUCUGAAGCAUGGUGAGUUCAAUGCAACCGAGAUGAACGUGAUAAGUAUACGGUUAGAAUGUGGCCUCCGAAUUUGUGACACAACCUUUUAAUCAUUGUACUGAGACUCUUUACCAAGGUGUGUCCGAUACAACCGAGAUGAACGUGACAAAAACGGUUAGUAUGUGGCCACCGAAUGUCCAGCACAACCUUUCUAUCACUGUACCAAGAUGAACGUGACAAAAACGGUUAGUAUGUGGCCACCGAACGUCCGGCUUGCGAGUGUCGGCGAGGAUUACAUAUAUAUUGUUUGAGCGGCCGCCUCCGUGUGUCGCCUGCCUCCAGCGUCCCUCAGGAGCAAGGAUGCCACGUUAUCGUACUCACCAUACUGGAUUUUCCUAUUUCUGACGCAUAACGAUUAAAAAAACCCUCUAUAAUUAACAUUUUUAGCAAUAACUUGAAAUGGGUAUCGUUAGUUUUAUGGAUGCGACGGUUUUUAGUCUGAAAUAGGCGAAUAUAAGAAGCUGGGUACGACAAUCUGGCAACGUUGCUUAGGAGCCUCUGGUGCUGGCCUCACACCUCGUGCUGGCCAGCCUUUGAAUUAUCAUUACAUUAUUGCCGCUGCCUGCACCUCACGAUGAUGGAGAGGCGAAGAGAUAGUUUAUUUGUGUGAGAAAAUAUAGCCAAAUACUUUAACCCUUUGACUGUGGAUUUCCUACAAGAAGACAUCACCAAGCUACAGGAAUGGAACAAAAAGUGGCUGCUACAAUUCAAUGAAGAAAAAUGUAAAGUCCUGCAUUUGGGAGGGGAUAUCCUGCAUACCAAUACCACAUGGGAAACACUCCACUAUCCACCACAGAGGCAGAGAAAGACCUGGGACUAUAUUUUACCAGGCUACCAGUGAAGGCAAAAUCCGUGCCAAUCGCAGCGGACGGGUUAAACUCUUAGCGUAUUUUCAGAAUCCUAAAGAUCACAAGCCAACGUGUCACUCUCUGAGCCCCGCCGUGGGUGUUACCUGGAAACACGGUCACGUACACACCUGGACGACCUGAACCCAACCUGCCGUGACACACCAAAACUCCUAUAUUGUGGCGUGUUUGCUUGGUGGUUACUUUUUUUCACACCCAUAAAAUCAACAAAACAACAGCGAAACAGAAAACAAAAACGCAUCAGCCACCCUUGCAGUGCAGCGCCAAGUUUUCAGAACACCAAAACUCCUAUAUUGUGGCGUGUUUGCUCCGUGGCUACUUAUUUUUACGCCCAUAAAAUCAACAAAACAACAGCGAAACAGAAAACAAAAACGCAUCAGCCACCCUUGCAGUGCAGCGCCAAGUUUUCAGAACAAACGGACUAGCCAAGAGUACAUUAAAGAAUCGAGAAACAAACCCGUGGCAUUAUAGUUCCUGUAGUGCAACAAGUCCACUUUGUCAGUACGGGCCAACGCUGUGCCGGCUCGGGAUUGACUCUUGAGACGCGUGUGUAGCGAGCGGCCCGGACGGCGCUCUCCGCCCCAAGCCCAGAACCUUUCCUUAGAGCCCCACGUGAAGCAAGAGUGAGGACUUUAUACUCUCAUUCUGUCUCUCUUCCACUCUUUUCUCUCUUUCUAUAUCUUUUCAUUUUCUUUUUCUCUCCUUUUCUUUCCCUCUCUUUUUCCUUUUCUCUUCCUUUAUUUAUUUUUCUUUCUCUUUCUCUUUCUUUUUUC